This is a messenger RNA of Prorocentrum cordatum, 558 nucleotides long. NCBI's taxonomy places the organism in Eukaryota, Dinophyceae, Prorocentrales, Prorocentraceae. The record is from the annotation of a GenBank genome assembly.
AUGAACUACGCCACAGGUACGAUAGUUAAAAGUGGCAAGCUCGUUCCGACACUUAUUCUGUCCGUCGUCUGGUUGCGAAGGCCCGUGGCAUUCCCUGAGUGGAUAGCUGCAGGGCUUCUCGUGCUGUCAUCCACUCUGAUGGCCUUGGGCGAGCAUCUGGUGGAUGUAAAUUUCCAGCCCUUGGGUCUGGCGAUUGCGUUUAUCCAGCUGGUAGCUGCUUCGAUGCAGGGGAAUGUGCAAGAGCGUGUUCUGAAAGAUUACGAUGCGACAGUCAGCGAAGCCAUGCUGUUUGGGAACAGUUUAGGCGCAGUGCUGGUGCUGGUAGCGAUGGCUGCCAACGGGGAAAUGGCACCAGCUGCAUCAUUUUUUCUAGACUCUCGGUUUGCAUUCUUGCUGCUUCUGGCGAGGUCCGUGACGUUCCUGCUCGGCGCAAUCGCCCUCAGCGUGCUGACCAAGGAGUACGGUACUGGAGCUGCCACGGCGGUCGGUACCCUCCGGAAGUCGCUGACGCUGCUCUUCUCCUUCGCCCUGUUUCCGAAGCCCUACCACUUGAUCUGA